Messenger RNA from Rhincodon typus (whale shark), 5297 nucleotides. RefSeq lists its product as uncharacterized. The transcript is spliced from 3 exons. The coding region runs from base 130 to 5121 and encodes 1663 amino acids. The record is from RefSeq and is a predicted model, not a curated record. NCBI's taxonomy places the organism in Eukaryota, Metazoa, Chordata, Chondrichthyes, Orectolobiformes, Rhincodontidae.
UUUGUUUCACCUGAAUUGGUCUUCUUGAAUUCAGAACAUAAGAAAAAACUGGAGCUUAAUACAAGAAAAAGAAUCAUAAAUUACAGAUGGGGUCUUCCUAAAGCUGUUCAGUAUUCAUUAAAUAGUUUUAUGGCUUCUAUUGCACAGCUGCCUGAAGCGGUGGAAAAAAACAAAAUAUCUUCCACUGAUAUUCAAGUGAGAAAUAGAAAAGUAGGCACUUCAAUGAACAUAUUUUUACAGUCUAAGAAAGCUAAACAACCUUUAAAACAAAGUCAAAAAGGCAACACUAAUCCAAAACCUUACAGGGCAGCAGAGCUAUGUCUUUCUGCUAAACUCAACCAAGAAAAUAAAGACAAGCUAGAAAUAUGUUUGCUAAAACACAGUCUUGAAAUUAAAAACAGUUGUUUUCCAGAAAUAGUGAAGGAGAUGUAUAAGGCUACCUAUCCUCCAAAGUCAAAAAAGCCUCUUUCAAAGCCAGUUGCACCAUGCAAAGGAUUUAAAAAGCCAAGAUUAUUGUAUCUACCUUUUAUUGAACAGGAUGCUGUUGACCUGUUAGAACUGAACUUAAAACACAAACAGCUUACCCAUCUGUGGGGAUUUCCAACCCAAUAUGAAGAAUCAGUAGCAAUGAUGAUUCCUGAAGUACCGCCUGAGCCUCCAGCAAUCAAGGCAAGUGGAACUCAAAUAGAAUUUGUGGGUGAAGAAGCAACUUUCCUGGAUAAUAAAAUUAAGGACAGACUAGAAUGGCACAUAGCACAGAAGAAACUUCAGCAUAACUGGGGCUUUCCACUGCAUGUUCAAAGAUCACAAGAAAAUUUUAUUUCCCCUGCUCCAAAACUAAUUCCAUUCCAUGUGAAGCCCAAGUUUCUCUUUGUGACAAUCUGUGUGCCGGCUGAGCUGCCUUUCCUUAGUGAUGGACACCGGAAAUUAUUGGAAUUGAAUACAAGGAAAAGAAUUAUAAAUUGCAGAUGGGGUCUUCCAAAGGUAGUGCAGUCAUCUUUAAACAGUUUCAUACCUGUUGCCCCACAAGCAGAAGAUUUCAUACUGGAGUCACAACAUCAAACAAUGCCCAUUUUCAUAGUGCCUACUUCUUCAGGCAAUAUUAUUCGAUUAAGAAAAAAAUUGUCUUUAACAAAGCAACAAAGAAUCAUAAAAAUGGAUAAAAAUGUUGAGAUAUUCUUUUCUGAUAAUCAAAUGGUUACAAGGGGAGCUGUUAUAGAAUUCUCCUUAAUAAAGCAAUGUUUAGAAAUUAAAAUGGAAAAUCUGCCUAAACUGGUAACAGAUGCCUACAGUAGUACCUAUGCUAAGGUACCAAAGAAGAUUUUACCAAAGACCAUUUUACCUGGCAAAGGCUUUAAAAAACAAAAGUCAUCAUAUCUGCCUUUUAUUGAACAAGAAGCAGUUGAUCGUUUGGAGUUGAAUUUAAUGCAAAAACAAAUUACCCAUGAAUGGGGAAUUUCAACUCUCUAUGAAGAAUCGUUGGAAAUGAUGAUUCCAGUGGGACCACCAUUGCCUCCACUAAUCAAAGCUAGUGAGGCUCAAAUAGAACCUGUUGGUAUGGAAAAUAAUUUCAUUAAAAAUAAAGUAAGAGACAGGCUAGAAUUGCACAUAACACAGAAAAAACUUCAGUACAGUUGGGGUCUGCCAGUACAUAUUCAAAGAUCACUAGAAUUAUUCAUUCCUUCUGCUCCAAAAUUUGUUCCAAUCCAGGUAAAUUCCCAGCCUGAUUUUGCAGUAGUUGUUGCUCCUUCUGAGCUGGCAUUUCUUACUGAAGACCACAGACAAACACUGAAUCGAAAUAUAAAGAAAAGGAUUAUAAAUCGUAAAUGGGGUCUUCCUAAAAUUAUUCAAUCAUCUCUAAUGCAGUUUAUGGCUCCAACUCCCGAUGAUAAUGAUUUCAUGCAACCAUCAGCACAUUGUAAAGAAAGCAGCACAGUGCUCAAUAAUAACAACCUUGGAAGGAGCUAUAAAAUAUUUUCUCAGAGUACAAACCUGCGACUCAAAGGAGGAAAAUUGUUUUCCCAGUAUGAGACAGAUGAGAUGAACUUAAACAAAGUAAAAGAGAUAGCUACUAAUGUUAUCCUUAGAUCGCAAUACAAGGAAAACCUCCAUAUCAGCUUGAUAAGGCAGUGUCUGGAAAUUAAAAUUGAUUGUUUGCCUGAACUGGUAAAAGAUUUGUACAAACGUACUUAUCCAGUAGCAUCAAAGAGACCUUUACCAAAGCUUGUUGCACCAGGUAGGGGAUUUAAAAAACCAAGAGUACGGUAUAUUUCCUUCAUCAAACAAGAUGAUAUUGAUCUGAUAGAGAUGAACUUGAAACACAGGCAACUUUCAUGCCUUUGCGGAUUUGAAACACUGUAUGAUAAGUCGAUGGAAAUGAUGAUUCCCAAAGGACCACCUUUACCUCCAUCAAUUAAACCUAAUGGAGUUCAAAUAGAGCAUGCACCACAGCCAACAACUGCUUUUUCUGACGGAGUUAAAGAGUUUCUAGAAUGGCAUAUUUUGCAGAAAAAACUUCAGCAUACUUGGGGAUUGCCAUCACAUGUUCAGAAAUCAACCAAAGCAUUUAUUCCACCUGCUCCAAAACUGAUUGUAACCCAACUCAAUCCACAGCCUGGUGUUCAAAUAGUUAUUGCUCUAACUGAGUUAGAGUUUAUAAGUGAUGAGCACCAAAAGGCACUAGAAAUUAAUGUAAAGAAAAGGAUUGUAAAUCACAGAUGGGGCCUUCCACAGCUGAUUCAAUCAUCUUUAAAUGAAUUUAUGACACCCCCUCCACCAAUACAGGACUUUGUACAACAAAUUAAAGUUAAGAGAAAUUGUGGAGUAAGAUGCAGAACCGUAGGGUUAUCAAAUGAUUAUAAAAUGAUUUCCUCUCAGCAUGCAUCUCUUCUGACCAAAGAACAAAAGAGUACUUUACACUAUGGAAGUUUAAAGGAGAGUGUCAAAGUGAAAAAGAAAGAAAGAAGGAUGUCUACUCUGGCUGAACUUAGAUCAGAAUGCAGCAAUAAACUAAAUAUGUGUUUGAUAAAACAAAGCCUGUCUAUUAAACUGGACUGCCUUCCAGAACUGGUAAUGGAUUUGUACAAACAAACCUAUCCUCCAGCAUUGAAGAAAUCAUUACCAAAGCUGAGAACACACAUUAAAGGAUUCAGGAAAACAAGGUUACCAUACAUUUUGUUUGCUGAACAAGAUAUUGUUCAUCGCCUGGAUAUGAAUUUAAAACACAAGCAGAUUAAUUACCUUUGGGGUGUUGCAACAAUAUUUGACGAGUCAAUGGAAAUGAUGAUUCCUAAAGCACCACCUUUGCUUCCAGUAAUCAAACCAAGUGGAGCUAAAAUAGAGCAUAAAGGUAUGGAAUUAGCCUUUCAGUCCACGGAAAUUAUUGAAAUCCUGGAAUGGCAUAUUAUAACAAAAAAUUUUGAGUACCAGUGGGGCAUACCAUUACAUAUCCAACAAUCAAUAGAUAAGUUCAUUCCAUCGCCUCCAAAACUAGUUCGAUCCCAUUUUAGCCAGAGUCCUGAUUUUGAUAUUUCUGUUUCCAUAAACGAGCUAAUUUUCCUAAGUGAGGAAUUCAAGAAAACAUUGGAAAUAAACACAAGCAGCAGGAUCAUAAGUCAGAGACAGGGCAUUCCCAAUAUUAUUCGGGCAUCUUUGAAUAGUUUUAUACCUCCCGUUCCACCAGGAAAUGAUAUCAUGCCACAGUUACAGACUGGAGGAGGGAGUACCACAGGUUUCAGUGGAUGCGAACUGAGCAAAAUCAACACAAUUUUAUCCUCUGAACAAAAGUCAUGUGCAUGCACAAUCUCUUUGGCAAACUCUGAAAAUGACACAGUAAGUAGCUGUGUUGAUAGUUUGGAAGAAUUUUCAGUCAGUCCAAAAUUGGAAACUAAAGAUGAAAUGAAUGCUGAUGUGACAAAGCAAUCUUUGGAAAUGCAAUCAGUCUAUAAAUGUUCUUACUCAGCCACAAGUAAAAGUUUGCUGAAACUAAAUACCCCUUACAGAAGAUUAAGAAAACAAAAUUUGAAGAGCAAGUGGGGUGAUGAUUGCCUUGAGGUAGAGUAUCCCAUAGCCUCACCCAGCUAUAGACCAAAAUCUAUGAAGACUGUGGGUUCUUCAACUUGGCCAACAAACCAGAAACUGGCUGAUUUAACCUAUAAACCAAUGACAAUUGUGGGACUGUCUCUAGGUCCAGCAACAAUAGAAGCAAAUGUACCUUCAUCUCCCAUGAUUGUGCAAGAAGAUUUCAGUGUUUAUCUGAAACAAAAUAUGGGUUCUGCGUUUUUGCCACGUCCAGAUCCUUAUGCAGAUUGUGAAGAAAUCUUACCAAAAAAUGCAAGAGACGUUGGUAAUGAUGUGUCCUGUUCAGAACAAUUGACGGAGGAAGCAAAAAACCAUAUUCAGCAAGGUGAAGAACAUGGGUAUGUCAAAAUAAUUGCAGGUGCUAUUGUUAAUAAUCAGAAGGAAGAACAAAAAGUGCAAGUUGAUCUAUCAGAAAUAAUUUGUGCAAAGCCAACACCGACAGGAUUUGGAAAUAAUACCUUGCAAAAGCGAAUGAUUGUUACAUCUCAAGAUCCUGAUGAUGGAAACUAUUUGAGUGUUUCUGAUGAGGAACUUCAUGGUGCCUAUUAUGAAAACCUUAAUAAAUUAUACCAUACUUCCAGAACACAUUCUGCAAAGAAAAAGUGCAAGAAAACAUUUCAAAGUCGGUAUUCAAGUCAAACAAAACCAGAUAAGACUUUGAUUAAGUCAAAGGCUAAGUUUUCCAAGCAAGAUUGCCAGAGAUCAAGAUUAAUUAAACAUAAUGGAGAAGGAACAAAACCAGAGUUGGGCAAUGAAAACAUUCUUUUUGUCAGCCCAGCUGAAGAACUCUGGUCAGAAACAAACCAAAAAGAGAAAUCUUCCUCUUUUUCCUCAUACUGUGACCAAGCAGAAAGCCCAAUGUCAGCAAUAGAAACGUUGCACAGUUGUAGAAAUGAUGAUAGGUCCUCACAGAGUUCUACAGCCAAUAGUCAAGGAUGUCAGCAAGCAUUGUCACAUGAGGAUUCACCAUUUGCAACAAAUAAAGACUGUGAAGUCUAUUACCAGUGUGAGAGUCCGUUAUUGUCUCACACAGUACACUAGGACAGAGGGAGUAAAAGAACCUAUGAUGGGUAAUUUGCAUCAGCAGGAUUUCGUAAAACUUGCAAUCACAAGGCAUCAAUGAAGCAAAUGACUAUCUUAUUGCCUGCUGAAAUGAUUCAGUUACAUCACAUGUAACAUUUCACUUGCUUAAAUAAACAUCAGAAUGGCAAAGUGAA